CUGUGCCGCUAUCGCGUAGGAAAGAGCGCUACACGCGUGCCUGACGGGAUACUUCCACUUGGUUUCCGGGGACGCUCCGUUUCUGGGGAUAUUUGCUUUCACUGACCUCAAGCGACAGUGCAGAGAAGACGCAAUGACUACUGUAUGACCAUUUUGGUGCUUUCAUCUCCGGCUUCACCUCCGCCAAGCGCGUCUGGUGGAAGGGAUCCAUCAGAUUUAAAGCCAGAGUGAAUGCAGACGGCAGACUGCAGAUUUGACUUCCUACUUCAUGCUUCAUCCUUCAACUCCAUAUUUCCAAUUGUCGGGUAUCUCUCUCAUUCCAGGCUCCCCGGCCGCGAGCAUCUUGCUUCAUCACGUGUACUGUGCUGUACCCACACCCCAUCAUCCAGAGGACGAGAACACGGGUACUGGUACUGAUACAGAUACUCAUACAGAUACUCAUACAGAUACUCAUACAGAUACUCAUACAGAUACUCAUACUAAUCCUGCAGCUUCCAUAACCAUGGCUCCAUUACUUCCCGACGGGUUCAGCACCAUCAGCGAUGUUUGUUAUCCACGGCCAGGAAUGAUAGCAGGAAAGCUGGUCAACAUCAUUGGUGUUGUCAAAGACUUUAUGCCCCCACACCAAACUAGAGGUGCAGGUAUGUAUAUCUAUACUAUAUUCCCUUUAGGGAACCAAAGCGUCCCAAAUGGCAGAGCAGUUGUUGACAUGUAUGUCAGAUGCAAAAUGUACGAUUACGCUCGUAGAAUCAUCGGGAGAGGAACUAGAACUCUCCAUCUGGUCCCGCCGGAUCGAGUCCAUGCCUACAAGCGAGGAUAUUUCAGUUGGGGACAUAAUGGUAUCUCGACAAGUCAAGGUUGGUCUUCGAUCAGUGCCUGAGUAUUCUGACGCUCUCUAAAUACUGCUAUUGCUAUUCAGAUUCAACAAAGAUAUGGAACCAUCUCUCUGCUUUCCAACAAAACCAGCGAGUUUCACAUUCUGCCAUCUUGCAACGUCUCGCUUGGUCGUGUGGUACUUCAAAACCCUACCCACUGGCGUAAAUUUGCGCUGCCUCCAACUGGGAACACAAAAAAAGUUUUCAAUUACCCAAGUCGCCCAGAAAUAGCUUACGCCAUUCAAUGCCAUGGACAUUCCAUUAAUGAAAAUCGUAUUCCUGCGAAACAGGACGUCCACCACGUAACGCUAAAACCCACUACUACCAGGGACAGGUUUACCUUGUUGAAAGACGUUCGAAUGGUAUCCGAUAAACCGUAUUACGACAUCAUCGGAGAGGUCAUCAGAAAACAUGACGAUGGGAACUGCACCACGAUCUAUUUUUCGGAUUACACUGCCAACCCUCGCUUUUACGACCGGCUUCCGGCAGAUGAAGAUGAUCAGGCUUGGAAAGGUCCUUCGGGCAAGAUGAGCAUGCAGGUUAGCAUGUGGGAUCAGAAUGCACGAUACAUGAACAACCCAGAAAAUAAAGACUGCAGUUGGGUUCGGCUCGAGAAUGUGAAAAUUGGAUAUUAUCCCGACGAAACCAACAUUAAAGACCAAAGGGCCCUAGAAGGUAGGAUGUAUAAAGAUGGCAGUAAGGUUAGGGUUCAGUUUUUGAACCCCCGUGACUCCAUUAUGGAUCCUCGUUUGAAGGAAGCUCUCAAGCGGAAGAGGAAUUAUUAUAGAGCCCCUCUGAAACAGAAGUUGGAAAUCAGAAGUAAUGAGCGCAAACGCGAAGCUAACGAGGCCCCUGAAGGUGAACCAACAGGGAAGCCACCGUCCAAAGCCCGCAGGAAUGAGAAGAGAAAACGACAGUUUGCUGAAGAAAGACAAAAUCUCAAUGAGAGUGGUAAGCAACACUAUAAAUUAUCUCGACAGCGUCUAAUGUUUUCAACAGUGCGAUGCAAUCAUACAGACCGGUCUGUCACCUCGCUUGCAGACAUCACGAAGUCCGUGGAAAUUUUAUCCGGUCCGGACAGUGUAAACCCCCCGGCCCCUUUCACGAACUUGAAAUACAAGGCUUGUGUACGAGUCGUCGACUAUUUUCCCGACAGGAUGGAGGAUUUUGCCCAUGGGCUUUCGGAGUACGAUAUGUUAUCAGACAACGACGAGACAAUGGAUAUCGAGGGCGACGUGAUAGCAUGGGAGUGGGGUUUUGCUCUUCAGGUCGAAGAUGCUAGUACAAAGCACCAGCCGAAACGCAUAUGGUUGAUGGUCAACAACACCCACGCCCAAUUUCUUUUGACUAAGCUCGAAAAUGCGACCGAGUAAGAGUCCCACAAUCUCAUGGUUCUUGCAUUUGACUAACACCUGAAAGCCUUCGCAAGGAUAAACAACUUCUCACCGGCCUCAGGGAAAACCUCUGGCAAUUAUGGGGUGAUCUAGAGGAGAAGAAGUUGGCCCUCCUCAAAACCCAAGGGAAAAUCCCACCUUCUCCAAAGGAGACAUCCCUCCCCCCGUCCCCCAUCCCCAACGCCGACGACGAGGAUGCCGAAUAUUCUUUCGUGGAACGCAAAAUCGAGAAACCUGGCUCUGCAGGACGAGAUCCAAAUGCACGAUCCGCAAUCCUUAAGAAAUGUGUAGACAACGAAGACACGGCAGGUCUGGCGCCCAAAAAUAAACCCUUUGAGUGUGUGAUCCAGCAAUAUGGUAUCGAAUUCCCGGAAAGUGACGAGAAGAAGAUGGAUGCGCGGCCGGGGUUUCGGUGGCAACGGAUGUUUGCGCUCUGUGAAACUGCGAUUAUUUGAUGUAUGUAUAAUGGUUUUUAUAGUGGGGUUGGUGUGGGAAAGACUGUACCUGGUUGGGAAUUGGCCUGGGGUUGGUGGGGUGGGAUAGUGGUACCGGUAUAUAGCGAC
Molecule: messenger RNA, 2832 nt
Organism: Hymenoscyphus albidus
Lineage: Eukaryota; Fungi; Ascomycota; Leotiomycetes; Helotiales; Helotiaceae
Source: the annotation of a GenBank genome assembly